Messenger RNA from Paramecium primaurelia, 923 nucleotides. The record is from the annotation of a GenBank genome assembly. Lineage: Eukaryota; Ciliophora; Oligohymenophorea; Peniculida; Parameciidae.
AUGUAAGAAAACAAAAUUAAGAAAAACAGAAUUAUUCAUUCAUCAUUUUUAAAAUUACUUUAUUAAAUUCUGGAGGUUUAGUAAAUUAAUAAUAUAGAAUCAAGAGUAUGAAAAUACAAUCAGAUGGAAUGAUUUGGGAGACAAAUUUAUCAUUUUAGAUAAAGCUACUUUUAUAUAAAAAAUACUACCAAAAUACUAUAGACAUUAAAAGUAUUCUAGUUUCUUAAGGUAUUUAAAUAUGUAAUUUAAGAUAAUUAAACCUUUAUGGAUUCUAAAGAACAUGUACUGAAAGAAAUAAUUCGUGCUACUAUAACACAUAAUUUACUAAGUAUAAUCCAAACUUAUAAAUGAAAAAGAAAUAAAGAAAAUAACAUUCAUUUAAUGAGUUUGAAACUUCUUUUUUGAAAAACUAAAUGAAUUAAAUUAAGAUGAGUUAAUAAUUAUUAAAAUAAUAAAUAGAUGGAUGUUUAUAAUCAGUUGAUAAAAUGUCUAGUCUAACUCAAUAUUUAAUAAAUGUAAAAAUUAUAUUAAUUUACUUAGUUAUUAUUUGAAACUAAAAUAUAAACAUCUAAUUAAGCUAAAUCUAUAUUAAAUGCAACCUUAAAAAUAGUUUAAGGAAUGUUGCCUCAAUUUUGUAAAUAAUUUAUAAUAAUAUUUAAGGUCUAACAUUUUAGGAAUUAUUAGAAAUUACAUUUCCUUCAAGUGAAAUCUUAUAACUUGAAAAUGCUAUGUCAUAUUUCAAUAAAAAUCCUAUUUUACCUUAGGUUUAAAUAUCAAUAUUCUAAAUAUUUAAUUAUCUAUCCUCUUAUUAUCCAGCCACUUAAUUUUCGAAACAUAAUGAAGCCUUUUCGAAUAUUGAAAAAACAUGUCGUAAUUUAGAAGAUUUUGCUUGUUAAAAUUAAUAAUUAAGAAUUUAAGAUUGA